AUGGAAAUUAAUAGUAACAAAAUUGAAAAGUUAUUUUUUGAAGUUUAUAGAAAUUUUUAUUUAAAAGAUAUUAUAUUUAAUCAUUUAAGAAUUUAUAAUGAAAAUACAAAUAGAAUUUUUAAAAAUUGUGAAAAAUUAAGACAAUACUCACAAAAACACUAUAUUAUCAAAGAUGACUCUGAAUCUAUAGAUUUAUAUGAUAACUUUUCAAUAUUAUCUUUAUUAGAUAUUGAAUGUUUAACAUUAAAUAAUAAUUAUUCUCACUCAAUAGAAUCAUAUGAUUUACCAAAAUCUUUAAAAAAAAUUAAAUUUGGAAAUAAUUGGAAUCAUGGAAUUAAUUUAAAAAAUACAAAUAUUGAAACAAUAAUUUUUGCUAAUAAUUAUAAUAAAAAAUUAAAAGCAGGUGAUUUACCAGAUUCUUUAAAGGAAAUUGUUUUUGGUUAUUAUUAUUCACAGUGUUUAGAAAUUGGAAGUAUUUCAUCACAGGUUGAAAAAAUUACAUUUGGUAAUAAUCCUUUAGUGGUCGGUAUUAUUCCAAGUAGUUGUAAGAUUUUAAAAUUGGGUGAAUUAUUAAUUGGAUCAAUACCACCAAAUGUAACAUAUUUAUCAUUUGGUAAUUCAUUUACAAAUAAUAAUUGUAAAAUAAAAGCAGGUAUUUUACCAUCAAGUUUAACUCAUUUAAUAUUUGGUGAUUCAAAUAUUGAAUUAUUAAAAGGUUCUAUACCAGAUAGUGUCAAAUAUUUAUAUUUUGGUUCAAAAUUUACAAAUAAUAAUAAAUCAUUUAAAAAUGUAUUACCAAAUAAUCUUUUACAUUUAGAAUUUAAAAAUAUAAAUUUUCAAUUCCCAAUUUAUGAAAAACCUCCAAAUUCUAUUUUAAAAAAUAAUUAUAUACCACUGAUACCAAAAAGAAAAACUACUUUUUCAGAGAUACUAGGAAAUUCAAUUUUAUUAAUUUUUUAUAUCACUAGAGCUAUAUAUGAAUCUAUUACUGGAAUAACUGAUUAA
Messenger RNA from Dictyostelium discoideum AX4, 1005 nucleotides. RefSeq lists its product as hypothetical. The transcript has 2 exons. The record is from RefSeq and is a predicted model, not a curated record. Lineage: Eukaryota; Evosea; Eumycetozoa; Dictyosteliales; Dictyosteliaceae. Bases 1 to 1005 code for a protein of 334 amino acids.